This is a messenger RNA of Anastrepha ludens (Mexican fruit fly), 6744 nucleotides long. RefSeq names its product peptidoglycan-recognition protein LC-like. The record is from RefSeq and is a predicted model, not a curated record. The coding region runs from base 956 to 2683 and encodes 575 amino acids. Gene Ontology annotation, biological process: peptidoglycan catabolic process. The transcript is spliced from 5 exons. Gene Ontology annotation, molecular function: zinc ion binding; N-acetylmuramoyl-L-alanine amidase activity. NCBI's taxonomy places the organism in Eukaryota, Metazoa, Arthropoda, Insecta, Diptera, Tephritidae.
AAAUACGAAUACUCCGGCUCGGGUUUGGUAUCGGUAACGUCGCUGUUGUAGCCACACUCAGUUGAUCGCAAACGCUUGAGCAAACUGCUUACAGAUACGUGCACGGAGAAAAGUUACUUACUUGAACUUGCUUCGUACGUAGAGAUUUUGAGAAAAUAAUAAAAACAAAACUUUACUACCUUGUAGUUGUGAUCCGCCGCCACUUAUAACUUUUUGUUCAAACUAGUUGUGCGUGCUUGGUGAAUAAAAAAAAAAAAUAAUUAAUAUACAAAUUUAAAAAAAGGUUUAGUAAUUGCCAUGAAUAUGUAUGUGUAAUUAUACAAUACAAAUCCAUAUUUACUAAAUAUAUGUUAGUUAAACGGAAAAAUGGAAAUUUUACAACGAGCUUUUAUUGAUAUUUAAUAAGUUUAAAACAGAGCUUUUAAUGAGCAGCGACUCGCUGAAGUCACGGAAAGUGUGUGAAGAAAAUAUUUAAAAAUAAAUGCAAAUAAAUAAAAACAAAAUUUCAAAAAUACGUAUGGAAAAUUAAAUCAAGUGUUAACUCGUUGAAAAGCAAGAGAAUAUAUGAAUAUAUGUAUGUGUGUGUAUGUGGCUAAUACACUAAUUGCUUGUGAGUGAGUGAAGUUCAGAAAACAGCGGAAAAUGAGAUUUCACAAAGAACGUUGUGCGACGUGAAAUAAAACCAGUCGCUUUGGGAUAAUAUAAAACAAUUUUUCUUUAUUUGCAAAGAUUUAAAUAGUGGAGAAGAAUAAAGUCGGCGCACAAAGCAUCGGUGCAAUAGCCAGUGUGUGCUAAUCAAGGAUUACAAAAUGUUGCCGGAUAUAUAAAAUAAUACUUGAGUGCAAUAACUCGCAGCUACGGGAAAUAUGUAAUAAAUAUAAUAAAAACGAAAGUGUAUGCCCGAGUAUUUCAACAAUAUCAAUUCAAUUAUUUCAUACGUUGCUACUCGAAAAAAAUGCAUUUAAAGAAUGAUAAUGAAAUGAACUCAAAUACGAAUGUAACUGCAGCGUUGAACACGAAACCGAUAACAGCGAACCGAAGUGAUUUUAGUUCCACAUCAGCCAGAAACUCGAUAACAAUAACAUCGUCAAAUUCGUCGGCUGACAGUUGCGCCUCAUCAACCGACUCUGGUGUAAUUAUCAUCGACAAUAAAAGAACAUGCAACAACAGUGUAGACAUCAAUGGUACAAGUGGCAAUACCGCGAAAGAUAACAACAUCAAUAACGGCAAUGACAGUGACGAUAUGCGAAGGCGCAGUGAAGAAAAUUUGAAAUCAAACAAAAAUAUUACAAUAAACAAUCAAAUUGAUAACAAUAGCAUAAAUAUUGAAAAUGUAAUCAAUUUGCGACGGCACCGGAACUCCUCAAGUAGCAGAAGCAGCAGAAAGUCUUUCAAUAAUUGUUCGCCGGCAGUGUCGAUACGCAGCAAUACCAUAUCGAUUAUAUCGAUCGAUGAAAAUGACAUCGAUUCGAGUGUUGUCGACUCAGACUCGGACUUUGAGGGUCAAAAUAGUAGCUAUGUCGUUAAGAAGCUUGGACAACAAACAACCUACGAGCCAAAUCAUCCCAAUUUGCCGAAUAUCAAUAAGGGUAUGCAAGUGCUAAGUCAGACGAUAAGUCCAGGUGCAAUGCCCCCAACGGCCGGUCCGCUUUCUGAAACGAUACUCAAUGGUGGUACACUCUCUCCACCUCUACUCGGACCCCCUCCUAUGGCGCCGAACACAGCGCAAAUCGGUAGCAUUGCACUCUCAAACUCAACAGAUGUUACCUUCGGCGAUAAGCAUUUCUACGAGGGGCCAGUGACGAUACAACAGUUUCUCAUUGAUAGUCGCGAUAAAUGGAAAAAUGGUGAAGAGGGUGGAAAUGAUAAUCCAAACUUCAUAAAUGCUUCUGAUGCGGAAGACGCCACUAAAGCUAACAGCCCGAACGCACAACCCGAGACACAAUAUGAAUUCAUAUUUAAACGACGUGCAGUCAUCAUCACUGGUGCAAUAAUUCUACUAACAAUAUUAAUCGGGAUAAUCAUAGUCACAGUGAAUAACCUCACAAAAGAAAGGAUUCGAAAAAGUAAGGUCCUCGGCGAUGGCGACGAUUCCAGAAAGCAUAUUCCAAUCAAUUCAACAAUAGCGGAUGAUAAUGUGGGUGGCGGUAAGAUAUUGCGAAUAGUCCCACGCGAUGCCUGGUUGGCACAACCUCCAUCAGCUGAUCCUAUACCUCUGGCAACGCCUGUCAGUAAGGUCAUUGUACUUUCCACACUCACUGACGACUGUGAAACACAAGCUAUGUGCGUCUAUCGUGUACGCAUGACGCAAACGCUAAACAUCGAAUCUCAAAAUCAUGAUGAUAUUAUUUACAACUUUCUAAUUGGCGGCGAUGGUAAUGUAUAUGAGGGGCGUGGUUGGGAUGUAACCGGUGCACAUCUGCGCGGCUUCAAUUCGGACAGUAUUAGUUUUGCCUAUAUUGGUACUUUCAAAAAACAAAAGCCAUCGGAAAAGCAAAUGGAUGUCACAAAAUUGCUCCUGAACGAAGGUGUACGCUUGGGCAAACUCUCGCCAGAUUAUAAGAUAUAUGGCGCAUAUAUGUUGGACCCGACUUCGACAGAUGCGAAAGCAGACGAGUUGUACAACAGCUUCAAGGGUUGGCCACAUUGGUCUGAUAAUAAAUUUGUAGAAAAAGCUCGAUAAAAUUUUGCAUUAGUUUGGAAAACAUAAAAUAUGUAUCCAAUUUUUGUAAGUAAAUAAAUAUUUUUGUUUUUAAGUUAGAACCAGGAAAUGACAUAUUUACUUGGUUAGAUAUCACUCUGAAGUGGAAUUAGUUUUAUACUCGUAGUCUGUUCAAAUGGUUGCUAUAGAGUUGUCUAAAAAGGGCAAUAUAAGAACUGUAGUAACAAAACUAUAUUAGCGGAUUUGUUGAAUUCUAUCUAUUUCGAAUAUAUUUUAAUAGCAUAACUAUGUAAAAAGGCUUGUUGUUCCUUUUCCAAUUGCAAUAAUUCACUCAUCAAUUGUGAACCCGUUUGAAUAAUGUCAUACACGAGCAUACUCAGCGCAAUGAAAUAAGAGGAAAGUAACCAAGAUCAAGCAAAAAUUAUUCUGUCAAAAAAAUAUCGGGAAUUGUUCAUUUAAAAAGCGCACGUUACACAUAUGUAUGUAUGUAAGUGGCUACUGUGACUUGACUUCACAAGAAGGGUAAAAUGAGAGUUAGAGUCAGUCGAAGAGUAACGCGCACUAAGCUAAGACGUGCUUAAGUUUUGUUUUAUCAUUUUUUUCAAAUAUUCAUCAAUUAGAGUACAAUAAUAAACGAGUUAAGUGGUUCUAGAUAUUUCAAACUGUUUUUUAUUGUACGGCGGCCGCAGGUGUGCUCUCCGAUUUUCACUAUGGAUGAAAAUAUCGUUCGAAGAAUUUGUCUUAAAUUUUGUGCUUUGAACGGGAUUUCGCGUGCCGAAUCCUUGAAAAUGUUGCCGAAAGCCUAUGGCGAUUGUGUUUUGUCAAAAACACGGGUCUACGAGUGCUAUAAGGCUUUUGCAGAAAGCCGAGAAUUCGUGGAAGAUUUACCCCGACCUGGUUGCCCAUCAAUGUCUUCCACAAAGUCAAGGAAAUGGUGCUGGAAAACCAUUAAUAAAGUUUAGGGAGGUAGCUCGAGGGCUUAGCGUGCCUCACAAAUCGACAACAACACCAAUUGGGCAUGAGGCGCGUGGCUGAUCGACUCUUCCCAAGAGGGUUGCAUUUCUUUCAAAAACUUCUUCGGAAGAAGGUGGCUGAAGACAUGGACAAAGACAUAACAGGUAAUGAAACGUGAGUAUAUGAGUUUGACAUGCAAACAAGUCAACAGUCGGCUGAAUGGCAGUAACCAACCACAUGAGCCGAAACCCAAAAAACCAUGUCAAAGUCGGUCAAAAAUGAGAGUCAUGCUACUCGUUUUCUUUGAUUAUCAUGGUGUUGUGCACUCAGAAUUCCUUCCAAAUGGUUAUACGGUAAACAAAGAAUAUUAUUCGGAAGUUAUGCGACGUUUGAGAGAGAAUGUACGUAGGUAAUGGCCGAAUUUUUGGAAAGUAAACUGAUGGAUAUUGCACCGUGAUAACACACCGCCUCACAAGGCUUAAAUUGUGAACUUUUUUUGACCAAAAACUCGACAAAUAUCAUCGAACAACCACAAUUUUCACCGGAUUUAUCCUCUUGUGACUUUUUCCUUUUCCUAAAACUUAAAGUGCCACUCGGCGGACACCGCUUUGAGUCGAUAGAGGCCAUUGAGGAAAAUUCGCUGAAGGAGAUGAAGAAGAUCUCUUCAAGCGCGCUUAAAAGGUGCUUUGAUGUCUAGACUAAUCGUUGGCAUACGUGUAUUGCCAAUUCUUUUGCGUUGUUUUGAACAAUUCCUGGUACUUUUUUGACAGAAUGUAUAUGUAAAGGGAAAAAAUGUUCCCAUAAAAGUAGUUGUUCACAUGAUAAUAAAAUUACUCUUUUUUACAUCAACGAUACUAAGCAAAAUUCAACAAGUAAGAAAUUACUUAGGGGAAUCAAUUCGAAUUAUAAUCCAUAUUAAUUACAUUUUACAAAAAUGUUUCAAGGACAUCAAGAGCGCAGGUGUCAAACUUGAGGAACCUACAGUAAUCGCUCAACCUUCUUUCGUACUAGAAAAAUUAGUGGGGUUACUCCAUUGCCUUCAUUUGUUGGAGGAAUCAUUCGCCAUGCUAAUCACUUUUAUCUGCGAGGUUUUCUUUGAAGAAAUACAAAUUCGAAGAUGAAAAGAUAAAAGAUCUAAUUAUCUUCAAUUUAAUAUAGGUACAUAUAUUUUGAUCAGUUAGCGAAUUCUCCAGAUAUUAGAAAAUUUGCAUUAUGCACUUUUUUUCUGUAAUUAUAGCCCUUUCUUUAAUGAUAUGUUAAAAAUUAUAUGACGUUAAAUAUAGGUAUUAUAUGAAUUUUUGGUCUCGGCGGCCGAUUUCUUAUUAGAAUGGGAUGUUCCGGUCCUUGCACUUUUUUGGGUGUAAACUAGUGUUAUCUCUUCAAUUAUUUCCAUGUUUACAUUUACCUAAACUAAGUUUUUACAUUUUGUUUACAAUUCUCUCCUAAAUUCCACUUCGAUCUGCGUAAUCUUCCCUUCUAUCAUUCUUGGUCAAAAACUACCGAUUAUCCAACUAUCCAAUUAUUUUCUUGCGUGAAAAGGAGUCCUUGGGUGGUCUAGAAAUUUCUAAAAAUCGAUUUUUUGUUUUUUCGAUAUUUCGAAAGUAAAUUUCAUGUGGAAAUCGCCAAUAUUAUAGCUUCUACAGCUCAUUAACUAGGUAGAGAGCGGUCCGCGCGCUCCUGCGUCUCAAACUUUGAACUCAUUUAGCUCGAAACGACUUUUUUCGGUCUGGUGUCGUCAAAAAAUCUAAUCAGCUGAAAUUUAAAUAUGUUGUUCACAACAUCAAGGGCUAUCGUCCGUACUAGAAUCAUAUCAUUAUUUCAUAUUUUUGAUAAAAAACCCCGAUUUUUAGAGUGUCAAAUUCAAAACCGCGCCAUUUUGUAAUUUGUUUUUACCCGUACGGGACAUAGCUCCAGUCAUACCGAUUAAUAUUUUUUUUUUGGUUUUUGUGUUUCAGAUAAAUAGAAGAGCCAAAAUUGACAUCAACGUGCAUGUCCAAUUUUUCAGGAGGGUCAAUUUCCGUGCCAUUUUUUAAAUUAUUAAAAUUAAUUUUUUUUAUGUAAGACAAUUUAAAUAAAAAGGUAAAAAAAUUUAAAUAUCGAUUUUCAUUUUUUUUUAUUGUAGAAACAAAAAUCCUGAAAAUACCUUAAAUUUUCGAGCUCAAGACCACCCGGACCCCUUAAAGCUUUCAUCAUAAGCUAAAAGUCAAAAAUCUGCUUUAUAAUCGAAAAAUACCGUAUUGUAAUGAAGCUACUUUUUUUUGGAUUAUAAUUAAAACUUAGGUUUAAACAUUUUUCAAAGCGUUGAUUCCAAAGUUUUUUACAUAUUUUAUUUUUGUAUUUCAACAUUGAAUACUAAAACCGUUUGAAAACCUUUAAAAUCAGGUGAUAUCAGCUAUGGCCAAUUUUGAUUAUCAGCUGAUUGUUGCCAUACUUGUAAUGGCUGUAUAUUUCACAUUAGAAUAGGAAAGACGAAUCUAUAAAACUCGUUUUACCUUACACAUUUUCUGUACCGUUAAAAUAUGUGCUUACGAGGAUAUGCUUGUAUGUACGGUAGCGCAACUGUUUGAACAGGUCUUUAGUUAUUUAAAUAGCUACUAAUUUUCUAACGACUACAACUGUAAAUAACUAACUUUAUUGCUUAUUAAGGCGCAUGCCUUUCCAAAAAUAUAUAUGAAAACUAUUUUUUCUUUUUUUAUAAAACCUGAGUUAAGAACUGAAAUUUAUUACUAAAAAUGUAAACUUUUUAUCUAGUCAAAAAAUUUAAAAUCUAGGAAAUGAAAGAAUAUUAUACAAAAUCAAUAUUUACUGUUUCAAAAAGUGUUGGUAAAUUAAAAUUGUUUUCGCAUUGCGGGAUGUUAUUGUAUGUGCAUUUAAUUUAAGGUGAAAACUAAAAAUAUUGACAUAUUUGUUGUCAUAUAACUUUUAAAUAAUAAUAAGCUUCUUUUUUAAGUUUACAGCUACAUGUUGUUUACUGCUGCAAAAUAAUAACAAAUCUAAACGCAAUUAUUUUACAUAAUUUUUAUUUAAACUACUAAUGAGACAUUUUUUUUUAAUUUGCUAAAUGUUUUCCAUUUGUAUAAAUAUUUUCCAAUUAUAAAACAAACUUAUUGGCAUGCAUUUAUUGCUAU